Spirodela intermedia is the source of this 2334-nucleotide messenger RNA. The record is from the annotation of a GenBank genome assembly. Lineage: Eukaryota; Viridiplantae; Streptophyta; Magnoliopsida; Alismatales; Araceae.
AUGCUCAUUCAGAGACGGCUCAGUCCCACUGGCGGUGCCUCCUUGAUGGCCGCCGCCCUCACCCGUCCUCACCGCCCCAGGAAGGACCUGACGGCGCUUCUGCAGCUAUUCGUCUCCGGCGAGGCCAAUCAGGCGAGCCUGCAGCAGGCCCACGCGCAGGUGGUGGCAUCUGGCCUCCGCCACGACACUUUCCUGGGCAACCUCCUGCUGGGCGGCUACUCGAGGUGCGGGUGCCUUGAGGACGCGCAGACACUGUUCGACGGUAUGCUCCAGAGAAAUCUGGUCUCAUGGUCGACCUUGAUAUCCAUGUACACGCAGCACAAUCGUCCGGCGGAGGCGUUGACUCUCUUCUCGUCCUUCCGAUGGGUCUCGUCACAGGCCCCCCGGGAGUUCAUCCUCGGCAGUGUUCUCCGCGCGUGCGUGCAGCUACUGCCCGACGAUCACGCUCCGGUAAUCCAUGGCUUCGUCGUGAAAUCAGGGUUCGGCUCGGAUGUUUACGUGGGCACAGCUCUGGUGAACUACUACUCCAAGGCCGGGCUCAUGGAUGCGGCAGCGUCGAUGUUCGAGCAGCUCCCGGAGAGGAACUCCGUCACCUGGACGACCAUCAUCUCUGGGUAUUCUCAGGCCGGGAGGACCAGCGUUUCAUUGGAGCUGUUCAAGAAGAUGAUGGCGUCUGGUGCUUCGCCCGAUAGAUUUGUCCUGUCCAGUGUCCUCAGCGCCUGCUCGUCCUCGGGUUUCCUCGAAGGCGGCAAGCAGGUCCAUGGAUUCGUCUUCCGAGCUGGAGCAGAGCUCGACGAUUCGGUGAGUAACGUGCUCAUCGAUCUGUACAGCAAGUGCUCCAGAUCAGGGACUGCCCGCAAGGUGUUCGACCAGAUGACCCACAAGAAUAUCGUCUCCUGGACGACGAUGAUCGCGGGGUACAUGCAGAACCAGCUGGACCUCGAGGCGGUCGCCUUGUUCGCCGAGAUGAGCCGCGCGGGGUGGCGACCGGACGCCUUCGCCUUCACCAGCGUGAUGACCUCGUGCGGCUCUCUCAUGGCGCUGCGGCACGGGGAGCAGGCCCACGCCUACGCCGCCAAGUCUGGCCUCACAGACGACGAGUUCGUGAAGAACGGGCUCGUGGACAUGUACGCCAAGUGCGGCGCUCUGGCAGACGCAAAGAGGGCCUUCGACACCAUCCCCUGGAAGAACGCCGUCUCCUUCAACGCCAUGAUCGAGGGGCUCGCCGGCGCCGGCGAACUCACCGCGGCGGCGGAGCUCUUCGCCAGAAUGCGGCGAGAGUCGCUGUCCCCCACCCUGCUGACCUUUGUCAGCCUCCUCGGGGCAGCGGCGACUCACUCGGAGCUGCAGCUGAGCCGGCAAAUCCACGCCCUCACCGUCAAGCACGGCGUCUCCCUGGAGCUAUUCUCCGGCAGCGCUCUGAUCAGCGUGUACUCCAAGUGCUCCUGCGCAGACGACGCAAGAUCCAUCUUCGAGGAGAUGGAGGAGAAGGACGUUGUGGUUUGGAACGCCAUGAUUGCCUGCUACGCGCAGAACGGGCGGGAGGAGGAGGCCCUUUUGCUCUUCCCCGAGCUCCGCCUGCGCGGGCCGCCACCGGAAGGCUUCACCUUCGUCUCGCUGCUCGCCGCCGCCGGCAACCUGGCGAGACCCGUCCACGGUAUGCAGUUCCAUGGCCAGAUUUUGAAGGAGGGGCUCGAGUCCGACGCCCACGUGGCCAACGCACUCAUAGACACGUAUGCGAAAUGUGGGGAGAUCCUAGAUGCCCGCAAGGUGUUCGACGGAAUGCCCCACAGAGACGUCGUCUGCUGGAACUCCAUGAUUUCCAAGUACGCUCAACACGGGCACGCAGAGGAGGCCCUCGCCGUCUUCCGGGAGAUGGUGGCAGCGGGAGUGGAGCCCACGUACGUCACCUUCGUCGGCGUGCUCUCCGCGUGCAGCCACGUGGGCCUCGUGGAGGAGGGCCUUUGGUACUUAGAGCAAAUGAGAGUUGACUUCCGGAUCGAGCCGGGGACGGAGCACUACGCCUGCGUGGUCGGCCUGCUGGGCCGGGCCGGUAGACUCCGCGAGGCGAGGGAGUUCAUCGAGCAGAUGCCGGUGGAGCCAGCGGCGGUCGUGUGGAGGACGUUACUUGGCGCUUGUCAACUCUUCGGCGACGUUGACCUUGGAAGACACGCCGCCAAGAUGUCCUUGUCCGAGAAUCCUGGAGACAGUGGGUCGUACAUUCUUCUGUCCAAUAUCUUGGCCUCCAACGACAUGUGGGUCGACGUGGAGAAGCUGAGGGAGGGGAUGGACCUCGAUGGGGUGGCGAAGAAGCCAGGUUACAGCUGGAUCUAG